Molecule: messenger RNA, 6066 nt
Organism: Gavia stellata (red-throated loon)
Lineage: Eukaryota; Metazoa; Chordata; Aves; Gaviiformes; Gaviidae
Product: sodium channel protein type 2 subunit alpha
Exons: 26
Coding region: 1-6066 (2021 amino acids)
Biological process (GO): neuronal action potential; membrane depolarization during action potential; sodium ion transmembrane transport
Cellular component (GO): plasma membrane; axon; voltage-gated sodium channel complex
Molecular function (GO): voltage-gated sodium channel activity; protein binding
Source: RefSeq, a predicted model, not a curated record
AUGGCACAAUCAGUGCUGGUACCACCAGGACCUGACAGCUUCCGCUAUUUCACAAGAGAAUCACUUGCAGCUAUUGAGCAGCGUGUCAAUGAAGAAAAAGCUAAAAAAUCCAAACAAGAACGCAAAGAUGAUGAUGAUGAAGAUGGCCCAAAGCCAAAUAGCGACUUGGAGGCAGGAAAGACACUGCCAUUUAUUUAUGGCGACAUACCUCCAGGAAUGGUGUCUGAGCCCUUGGAAGACCUGGACCCAUAUUAUAUCAAUAAAAAAACCUUUAUAGUAUUGAAUAAAGGGAAGGCAAUAUUCCGAUUCAGUGCCACCUCUGCCCUGUACAUGUUAACUCCUUUCAACCCUCUUAGAAAAAUAGCUAUUAAGAUUUUGGUACAUUCAUAUCCUUCAUUAUUCAGCAUGCUUAUCAUGUGCACUAUUUUGACCAACUGUGUAUUUAUGACCAUGAGUAACCCUCCAGACUGGACAAAGAAUGUAGAAUACACAUUCACUGGAAUUUAUACCUUUGAGUCACUUAUUAAGAUUCUUGCAAGGGGCUUCUGUUUAGAAGAUUUUACAUUUCUUCGAGACCCAUGGAAUUGGCUAGAUUUCACUGUCAUUACAUUUGCAUAUGUGACAGAGUUUGUGGACCUGGGCAAUGUCUCAGCGUUGAGAACAUUCAGAGUUCUCCGAGCUUUGAAAACAAUAUCAGUCAUUCCAGGCCUAAAGACUAUCGUGGGAGCCCUAAUUCAGUCUGUGAAGAAGCUCUCAGAUGUUAUGAUCCUGACUGUGUUUUGUCUGAGUGUAUUUGCACUAAUAGGACUGCAGCUGUUCAUGGGCAACUUGAGGAAUAAAUGCCUGCAGUGGCCUCCAGACAAUUCUACUUUUGAAACAACUGUUAUUUCCUACUUUAAUAGCUCUAUAGGUGAAAAUGGUACAUUUAUUAAUACAACAAUGACAACAUUUAACUGGGAUGAGUACAUCGAAGACAGAAAUCAUUUCUACUUCUUGGAAGGACAAAAUGAUGCUCUGUUGUGUGGCAAUAGCUCAGAUGCAGGUCAAUGUCCAGAAGGAUAUAUAUGUGUGAAAGCUGGUAGAAACCCCAACUAUGGCUACACAAGUUUUGAUACAUUCAGUUGGGCAUUCUUGUCACUGUUUCGAUUGAUGACUCAGGACUUUUGGGAGAAUCUUUACCAGCUGACACUGCGUGCUGCUGGGAAAACAUACAUGAUAUUUUUUGUUUUGGUCAUUUUCCUGGGUUCUUUCUACCUGAUUAACUUGAUCCUGGCUGUGGUUGCCAUGGCCUAUGAAGAACAGAAUCAAGCAACCAUGGAAGAAGCAGAACAGAAAGAAGCAGAAUUUCAGCAAAUGCUGGAACAACUGAAAAAGCAACAGGAAGAAGCUCAGGCAGCAGCAGCAGCUGCAGCAGCUGACUCAAGAGAUUAUAGUGGAGUAGGUGGAAUAGGUGGAUUCUCCGAAAGUUCUUCUGAAGCAUCAAAACUGAGCUCAAAAAGUGCUAAAGAAAGGAGGAAUAGAAGAAAGAAAAAAAAGCAAAAAGAACAAUCUGAAGGCGAGGAGAAGGAUGGGGAAGAAUUUCACAAAUCUGAAUCAGAGGACAGCAUCAAAAGGAAAGGUUUCCGAUUUUCCAUUGAGGGGAAUAGACUGACAUAUGAAAAGAGAUUCUCUUCCCCACACCAGUCUUUGCUGAGCAUUCGUGGCUCCCUGUUUUCCCCAAGGCGCAAUAGCAGAACAAGUCUUUUCAGCUUCAGAGGUCGAGCAAAAGAUGUAGGAUCAGAAAAUGACUUUGCUGAUGAUGAGCACAGCACUUUUGAAGACAAUGAGAGCCGAAGAGAUUCUCUCUUUGUUCCUCAUAGACAUGGUGAACGGCGCAACAGUAACAUUAGUCAGGCCAGUAGGUCAUCCAGGACAGUACUUCCACUUCCAGCAAAUGGGAAGAUGCACAGCACUGUGGAUUGCAAUGGAGUAGUUUCUUUAGUCGGUGGGCCGCCAGCUCUGACGUCACCUACUGGACAGCUUCUGCCAGAGGUGAUGAUUGAUAAAGCAGCCACUGCUAGCAAUGGCACUACUACAGAAACUGACUUAAGAAAGAGACGUUCUAGUUCUUACCAUGUUCCUAUGGACUACCUAACAGAUCCUAGUGCAAGGCAAAGAGCAAUGAGUAUAGCCAGCAUGCUUACAAACACAAUGGAAGAGCUGGAAGAAUCCAGACAGAAAUGCCCACCAUGCUGGUAUAAAUUUGCUAACACUUGCUUGAUUUGGGACUGCUGUACUCCCUGGCUGAAAGUCAAACAUAUUGUAAAUUUGAUUGUGAUGGACCCAUUUGUUGAUCUGGCCAUUACUAUCUGCAUUGUCCUAAACACCCUGUUCAUGGCCAUGGAGCACUAUCCAAUGACAGAACAGUUUAGUGGUGUGCUUUCAGUAGGAAACCUUGUGUUUACUGGAAUUUUCACAGCAGAAAUGUUUCUCAAGAUAAUUGCCAUGGAUCCUUAUUAUUAUUUUCAAGAGGGGUGGAAUAUUUUUGAUGGUUUUAUUGUGAGUCUUAGUUUAAUGGAGCUCGGCCUUGCAAAUGUAGAAGGAUUAUCUGUCCUUCGAUCAUUCCGAUUGCUUCGAGUUUUCAAAUUGGCAAAAUCUUGGCCAACUCUAAAUAUGCUGAUUAAGAUUAUUGGCAACUCAGUGGGGGCUUUGGGAAAUCUGACCCUGGUGCUGGCCAUCAUUGUGUUCAUUUUCGCUGUGGUUGGGAUGCAGCUGUUUGGGAAAAGCUACAAGGAAUGUGUCUGCAAGAUCUCUAGUGACUGUGAACUUCCACGCUGGCACAUGCAUGACUUUUUCCACUCUUUCUUGAUUGUAUUUCGAGUACUGUGUGGAGAAUGGAUAGAAACGAUGUGGGAUUGCAUGGAGGUUGCAGGCCAAACUAUGUGCCUUACUGUCUUCAUGAUGGUCAUGGUGAUUGGAAACCUAGUGGUACUCAACCUCUUUUUGGCCUUGCUGCUGAGCUCAUUUAGUUCAGACAACCUUGCUGCUACAGACGAUGAUAAUGAAAUGAACAAUCUACAGAUUGCUGUGGCAAGGAUUCAGAAAGGCAUAGAUUAUGUGAAGAGAAAAGUGCGUGAAUUCAUCCAAAAAGCCUUUGUUAGAAAGCAGAAAGUUUUAGAUGAAAUCAAACCUCUUGAAGACCUAAACAACAAAAAAGACAGCUGUAUUUCCAACCACACAAUAGUAGAAAUAGGUAAAAACCUUGCCUAUCUUAAAGAAGGGAAUGGAACUACCAGUGGCAUAGGCAGCAGCGUGGAAAAAUAUGUUGUUGAUGAAAGUGAUUACAUGUCAUUCAUAAACAAUCCAAGUCUCACUGUGACAGUGCCAAUUGCUGUCGGGGAAUCAGAUUUUGAAAAUUUAAAUACAGAGGAGUUCAGCAGUGAGUCAGACCUGGAAGAAAGCAAAGAGAAGUUAAAUGCAUCCAGUUCAUCAGAAGGCAGCACAGUUGAUAUCGGACUACCUCCAGAAGGGGAACAGCCAGAAGCAGAACCUGAAGAAGCUCUGGAACCAGAGGCUUGUUUUACAGAAGGCUGUGUUCGGAGAUUCAAAUGCUGUCAAGUCAGUGUAGAAGAUGGGAAAGGGAAAAUCUGGUGGAAUCUUAGGAAAACCUGCUAUAAGAUUGUUGAACACAACUGGUUUGAGACCUUCAUUGUCUUCAUGAUUCUUCUCAGCAGCGGUGCUCUGGCAUUUGAAGAUAUAUACAUAGAGCAACGUAAAACUAUCAAGACCAUGCUGGAAUAUGCUGACAAAGUUUUUACUUACAUCUUCAUUCUGGAAAUGCUUUUAAAAUGGGUGGCUUAUGGCUUUCAAACCUAUUUCACUAAUGCGUGGUGCUGGCUGGACUUCCUGAUUGUUGAUGUCUCUUUGGUUAGCUUAACAGCUAAUGCCUUGGGCUACUCAGAACUUGGUGCGAUUAAAUCCCUUAGGACACUAAGAGCUUUGAGACCUCUAAGAGCCUUGUCGCGAUUUGAAGGGAUGAGGGUGGUUGUGAAUGCCCUCUUAGGAGCAAUUCCAUCCAUUAUGAAUGUGCUUCUUGUUUGCCUUAUAUUCUGGCUGAUCUUCAGUAUCAUGGGAGUAAAUCUAUUUGCUGGAAAAUUUUACUACUGUGUUAACACUACAACUGAUGAGAGAUUUGAUAUCAGUCAAAUCAACAACUAUAGUCAAUGUGAGGAGCUCAUAAAAAACAAUGAAACUGCCCGGUGGAAGAAUGUGAAGGUUAACUUUGAUAAUGUGGGCCUUGGUUAUCUUUCUCUGCUUCAAGUAGCUACAUUUAAAGGAUGGAUGGAUAUCAUGUACGCAGCUGUGGAUUCUCGUAAUGUUUUGGAUCAACCUAAGUAUGAAGAUAACCUGUACAUGUAUCUUUACUUUGUCAUCUUUAUCAUCUUUGGAUCAUUCUUUACCUUGAACCUUUUCAUUGGUGUCAUCAUAGACAAUUUCAACCAGCAGAAAAAGAAGUUUGGAGGUCAAGACAUUUUUAUGACAGAAGAACAGAAAAAAUACUACAAUGCAAUGAAAAAAUUGGGUUCAAAGAAACCACAAAAGCCUAUACCUCGACCAGCAAACAAAUUCCAAGGCAUGGUCUUUGAUUUUGUAACAAAACAAGCAUUUGAUAUCAGUAUCAUGAUACUUAUCUGCCUUAAUAUGGUCACAAUGAUGGUAGAAACAGAUGAUCAGAGUGAGGACAUGGAAAACAUUUUAUAUUGGAUUAACCUGGUGUUUAUUGUCCUUUUCACUGGAGAAUGUGUCCUGAAAUUGAUUUCACUUCGCCAUUACUACUUUACUAUAGGAUGGAAUAUUUUCGAUUUUGUGGUUGUCAUUCUCUCCAUAGUAGGUAUGUUCUUAGCUGAGAUGAUUGAGAAAUACUUUGUGUCCCCGACACUAUUCAGAGUCAUCCGACUUGCCAGAAUCGGUCGAAUCCUGCGUCUCAUUAAAGGCGCUAAGGGAAUCCGCACUCUGCUUUUUGCUUUGAUGAUGUCUCUUCCUGCUUUGUUCAACAUUGGUCUGCUGCUGUUCCUGGUCAUGUUUAUCUAUGCGAUAUUUGGCAUGUCCAACUUUGCCUAUGUUAAGCGGGAAGUUGGGAUUGAUGACAUGUUCAACUUUGAAACAUUUGGCAACAGCAUGAUCUGCCUAUUUCAAAUUACCACAUCUGCUGGCUGGGAUGGCUUGCUAGCCCCAAUUCUUAACAGUGGGGAGCCAGACUGUGACCCCCAUAAAGAUCAUCCGGGGAGCUCUGUGAAAGGCGACUGCGGCAACCCUUCCGUUGGGAUUUUCUUCUUUGUCAGCUACAUUAUCAUAUCAUUUCUGGUAGUGGUGAACAUGUACAUUGCUGUGAUUUUGGAGAACUUCAGCGUUGCUACUGAAGAAAGCGCUGAACCCUUGAGUGAGGACGAUUUUGAGAUGUUCUAUGAAGUUUGGGAGAAGUUUGAUCCCGAUGCAACACAAUUCAUAGAGUUCAGUAAACUAUCAGAUUUUGCAGCUUCGUUAGAUCCUCCUCUUCUUAUAGCAAAACCAAACAAAGUCCAGCUUAUUGCAAUGGAUCUGCCCAUGGUAAGCGGCGACAGAAUUCACUGCCUUGACAUCUUGUUUGCUUUCACAAAGCGUGUUUUGGGGGAAAGUGGGGAGAUGGACGCCCUCAGAAUACAGAUGGAAGAUCGGUUUAUGGCAGCCAAUCCUUCUAAAGUCUCCUAUGAACCAAUUACAACCACAUUAAAACGGAAACAGGAGGAAGUAUCUGCUGUCAUUAUUCAGCGUGCUUUCAGACGUCACCUUUUAAGGCAAAAAGUCAAAAAAGUUUCAUGUAUAUUUAAUCAGGAUAAAGGUAAAGAUGAGGAUGAUCUGCCCAUGAAAGAAGAUAUGAUUAUGGAUAAACUAAAUGAGAACUCUACUCCAGAAAAAACAGAUAUGACCCCAUCCACAACCUCCCCACCAUCCUAUGAUAGUGUAACAAAGCCAGACAAGGAUAAAUAUGAAAAAGACAAAUCAGAAAAAGAAGAUAAAGGUAAAGACAGCAGGGAAAGUAAAAAGUAA